GCAUACUUUAAAUUUCACGAGGCCUGAACUUGCACGAUGUUGUGUGGAGGUUGAUAUCUCCAAUCUUCCUCCCCCUAAGAUUCUUAUUAGCCAUGGUGGUGAAGAGCUCAUCUUUCCUUUUUAUUUUGAACAUGUCCCAUCCUUUUGUAAUCAUUGUAAAAAUAUUGGCCAUGUCCAUGAUUCAUGCCCACGCUGGAAACCCUUCGAGGGUUUGGAUGGACAGAAUAUGGAUAAGGAGAAACAUGGGUCCAAAUCUUGUCUUUUGGAGGAGCGGGAUACUGGAUGGCAGGUUGUUCAACCCAAGAAAGGAAAGACUAAGAACAAUACUACAUGGACCUGGAGGGUCAAGGAACCUAGCAAUAAGGGACCAUGGUUGGAAGGGCCAGGGGAAUGUUCUAAAGUAAAUGACAAUAUGAAGGAUAUGGUUCCUGUUACUACAUCUCAACCCAGCUACAGCCCUGAGGCAACUCACACAUCUAAGAUUGAGGAUGUUCAAUCAUACUCUAUCACAUAUCCAACUAUUCUUUCAGCUUUUACUUUGCAGCUUCUCUUUGAUAACUCCAUUCGGAUCCCCUAUCAAGAAGAUUUUCUAGUUGAUGACAGCAUGGCUAUUAUCCCUUUUGAACAAAACCCUAUUGCUGUUGAAUUCCCUGCAGAGGUUUUUGAGGUUGAUGAUGUUGUUGAAGUUUUGACCCCUUCCAAAAAAGAUCAGAGAUUGAAGAAGUAUGUUACUCCAUCUCCUGAGAAUCUUGGACGUAGGCAUAAUAUGGUUACAAAGCAUAUGGCCUCAAACAGAUUCUCUAUCCUGGCAUCUAAAUGAUAGGUCUCUUUUGGAAUAUUCGUUGUGUACAUUCUUCCAUCUCUCGCCUUAUUUCUCUUCACAAAAAAUAUCAUUUUUAUUUUAUUUCCAUUUUGGAACCUUUGGUUGAUGGUGUUCACCUUGAUUAGUAUAAAAUGAAGCUGGUUUUCCUAA
Molecule: messenger RNA, 973 nt
Organism: Cuscuta campestris
Lineage: Eukaryota; Viridiplantae; Streptophyta; Magnoliopsida; Solanales; Convolvulaceae
Source: the annotation of a GenBank genome assembly